CUCGAAAGUGCAGAUAGGAUACCUGACGCAAUCCCAAAUGGCAAGGCUUGCCCCUUUGUGCCGCAAAAGGAUACGGUACUAGGAUGACGCCUCUUGGUUUUCACGACCCCUUUUUGGUGAUGGGUUGUUCUCUGUUUUUUUUUGUGACGCUUGAUCCAUUGCGAGCGAUACGGGACUUGUACAGCAAGCAUCUAUGAUACUCUAUCACUCGCAUGCUCGAGAAUAUUGCAGAGUAAAAUCUUUGGAUGGAAAUGAUAACAUAACUUCGAAACUAAGUUGUUCAUAAAAGACAAUACCGAGGYAAAAGAGAAUCGAGAAUCAAAACAAUUKUCWGCAAACGAACGAACGAAAGAACAAAACAGGAAAGCAGGCUAUCUAYAGCAAAGAUGAAUCCCAUCAUGAUGGUACCGCAUAAAUACAAAAUCAAAAAGAUCCGCAGCAACAAUCAAAACAAGGAGGAUCAAACCACGCCAGUGCCAAAAAUCCAACAGCAACAGUUGUUCUGCCAGUCCCCGGCAUCGUCACCGUGCUGGACAAGAAAGGACACUCUCCAAACAUUUAUUGCAUCCGGUCACGUGCAAGAAUACGAUGGCCUUUGUUGGUGUGAUUGAUCAGAGCAGAGCAGAGUAGAACAAAACAAUKCAAACAUGAUCAAAGCUGUACCCAUCAACAACAAUCAUAAAGACUACAUACACUACAUCACUUUUACGGACGAAAUGGUUCAUUCGCAACUGUUUUCCAGCUAUACAAUUUUGGUUUAAUGGGAGGGAAGCGACAACGAUCUUCGACAAGCUUUGUUUUUCGCAAACCACCAACGCUAUUCGCAACCUCCAUUUAUACACGAUACCCCUUUGUAAAUUAUGAUCAUACAUAUACCAAUACAUUGUAUUAAAGCUUUGAAUCUUACUUAUUCUCUCUUAAAUUAAUCGAUUUUUUGUUUAUUUUAGUUCCCCUAUUCCAAUAUGCAUGCGAUAGCCAAACAAUGCGGAUAUGGAGUCAAACAAUGCAAUAGCCCGACGUUGGUUGGCAAAACAAAGCAACACGUUCCAUUUCUAGUUUCUUGGUUGAGMGAAUCGAUCCCGACCCCUGAUUUGAUGGUUCUAGUUCGACAACGACCCAUUCUCCGUCGGUUGCGGUUCCGAUUCCGAUCGAUGCAUGAGUGUAAUGGRCAUGUCUCUCGUUCCCGAGCAAGAUGAUUGUUGUGUCUCUCCGCCGAGGGAAGACUUCUUAUGCGACGGUGAUGAUAUCUGAUGAUGGCAACAAGCUUCUUUGUUGUGCUUCUUGGCGUAGCCAGAGACAACGGCCCUCCCCUUCUUUUCCCACUCGUUUCGAUUCAUCCUGGCAUAAUCCAGAUACUCGUCUGAACACACCCCAAAUACACCGCACUCGGAUAGCUUUUUGGCGAGGGGGAUGAUGUAGUAGUCAAAAAAUCCGAUCUCGCCCUCGUACCACCCCUCGGUGGGAUCGCUUUCUGCCCGGCCCUCUACGUAGGCCUUGUACAUCUCAUCAUAMAGGCGUUCGUUCCACUUGAUGUAGAUGUGCCAGUGUUGCAUCGUAUGGGCAAUGUCCGAUGCCUGGAUAAUGUGCUCGAUGACUAUAGUGGCCCUGCGGUUGAUCUGUUCCCUCACGUCGAUCGAUGCUGAUGUGUURCCAMUAAGAGACGGAGCAGAGGACACGGGCAGCGAGAAGGCUUUCUCCCAUCUCUGGUUUCUAGCGUUUUUGAGAUCCUUGUCGAUAAUAUCCGUGGCACAAACGGCAUUAACCACCAGCUGACGGAAGCGCUCYUCUUCCUGCUGGGUUUGAGCGAUAGCUUUUCGCAGGUCCACAAAGCUCGGACGAGUAAGGAKUUCCCAGGAACGAUUGAUGGAAUUUUGUUCUGCGAUGCUCUUACCCUCGUAGGUUUUUGCCAUCUGUGUCUCUUCCUUUUCGAGCUGGGCGUUUGGUACUCCGCUGUGGUCGGCGUCAUGGAUCAACGCCGAAAAAAUGCAUGCAAAUUGGGUCAGCGGAUCGCUCGUAAUGCCGUAUGUGUGAUCAUGGAGUUGCUCGUGCUUUUCAAAGGUCUUGUCGGGGGCUACGAUGCGGCUCAGCAGCUUGCUCACCGACAUGCCAACGUGGCUCGCAUGCGGAAAAUUAUGGAAGGGAUUGUCGUGGUAGAUCCGAGAAAUGGAUACCACAAACUCGUGGAGCUGUGAUCUCACCUCCUUUCCAAGAAUUACCGAGUCCGGAUUCUCCGCCUGAUCGAURUACUUGCAAUUGUAUUCMGGCAACUCAAUUACCUCCUUUACCUCCUUAAGAACCAUUGCAUCGCUGGGAAUUUUCCAUACAACAUCGGCAUCGGCUUUUUCRUUGAGAGCACUGCGGCGAAGAGCAAUUUUCUUUAAAAGUCUUUCCAACACAUCUACGUUCCAGUUGACGAGUCGUUCUGUUUGGCAUGAGUUAUCUCUCCUUUUGGCACGAAAAGAGGGCACUGAAGACGAGGAAGAAGUAUGCGAUMYGGAAGAGGUAUGAACUGACGACGAAUGGCUAGUGCGGCUGCUCUCAAUCGACUGCGCCACUUUCCUUGGUUCGAUCCAGUACGUUGUCAUGAGACCCUUUCCUUUGGCUUCGACUAUUUCUUCGCGCGGCUGCAACCAGCGCCCCUUCCUAGCCUCCCUCAAGAGAUCUGCUGUUUUUUGCGAUACCUGGAUUUUGUUCACUCUGCCGGURCUCUCCAUUCUAGAUGCCGUAUUCACGGUGUCUCCGAAUAGCUGGAAUCGAGAUUUUUGACCCCUCAGAACACCCGCCGUUACUGGACCACUGUGCAGGCCGAUUCGAAGCUUCAGAUCACCAGUUUCCGGUCCUAGUGAGCGYUCAAGAACUGUGCAUAAUAUGUUGAAUUGCUCCCUGCAAUCAAAGGCAAAUUUGGCCAUAGCUACCGCGUGAUCUGGUUUUGGAUCAGGAAGGCCUGUAACUGCAACAUACGAGUCCCCAAUAGUCUGUUUUAAAAAGGAUUAGCAAAAAAUAAACGUCUAAAUURCAAAGAAAACAGAAAACAUUUCACGACAUACCUCUACUUUGAAAACUUUUCUCUUUGCUGCGAUUUCAUCAAACGCCCCAUAAACUACUUCGAGGAGAGUAAACACCUGUGUCGGUUCUCGGACGCUCGACCAAGCGGUAAAGCCGGCAAUAUCAGCAAAGAGAACGGUCGUAUCCGCAAACAAGUCUGCAAUAGGCUUGUUUUUCGUGCCCACUUCGCUGGCUUCAUUUUCUCCRCCGCCACUGUUUAGAUAAGAACGUAGCACGAGUUUUGUUGGUUGGUGAGCCGACUUUUUYUGGGUGAGUGAUUUACUYCGGGAACUUUCGGACAAAAUUUCAUUCUUGUUUGGUGGGGGGCGACUUUGUGCUCCGGUGGCUUCUUCCAUUAGACGCUUGCGUAUGUUAGAAGGAAACAGAGAGGAAACAAUUGCUGUGCUCUGGAUUGCCGUCUGCAUCACCUUUUUCUGGCGCAUCCGAACAAGGGUGUCAUAUGCGAAAAAGACGAGCGCCGUGAAACCGAAAAUAAAGACGCAAAUAAUGC
Pseudo-nitzschia multistriata is the source of this 3556-nucleotide messenger RNA. The record is from the annotation of a GenBank genome assembly. NCBI's taxonomy places the organism in Eukaryota, Bacillariophyta, Bacillariophyceae, Bacillariales, Bacillariaceae.